CAGUAAAAACAAAAUGUGACGUGGCUAAUCCUUGUGGACAAAAAGAACGAGAAACCCUGAAGCAAUAACUGUUUACGGGAAAACUAAAAGGCGUUAAAGGUGCAGAAAGACAGGUGCAAACUGAAAUAUAAGAGGCAGACCUAUCGUGCUGUUGAUUUGGGGAAGGAAACGGUGAGCAGGCUGGGGUUAACUGCUAGCAUCAAAACACUGACAGCAACAAGGCAUGUACUAAGACAUUGAGAUGUCAGACAGCGAAGCUCCAGCCGCUCCAGAGAUGCCUACAGAGGAUGGCUCUCCUGCAGAAACCCCUGACAUAUCCUCACCGACCACUCCUGACAACUCCACUGACGUUGCCCCGACGAGGAAAGCCAGGAGGAGACCAGAAAUCCAACCAGUAGCUGAAGUCGAGGAGAAGCCGAAAGUAGAGGAGCAGCCCGCAGAGGCACCGACACCCAGUCAGUCCACGGUGUCUCAGGGUGGCUGGGGAUACUGGGGCAGCUGGGGGAAAACCAUCUUAUCUACAGCAACAGCUACUGUGGCCACUGUGGGCCAAGGCCUCACUCAGGUGAUAGAGAAGGCUGAGACAUCGCUGGGAAUCCCCAGUCCCACCGAACUCUCAGCGCGAGUAGAGGAAGAGCAGAAGGAGCAAGCUGAAUCCAUCAGUGAGACGGACAGAGUGCCGGGCGAUGGCUCUGCGGCGGUGGAAAGUGCGUUUGGGAUGCUGUCUUCGCUCACUAGCGUCGUCCAGAGCACAGGGAAAACGAUGAUAACUGGCGGUCUGGAUGCUCUGGAGUUCAUCGGGAAGAAGACGAUGGAUGUGAUAGCAGAAGGCGAUCCUGGCUUCAAGAAGACCAAAGGGCUGAUGAAUAGGAACUCCACUCUGUCUCAGGUGUUGAGGGAGGCGAAGGAGCGUGAGGAGCAGCAGACGGCAGAAACAGAGUCUUCAGAUUCCGAGAAGAAGAUGGUCGCUCACUACGGGAUGCUGUUUGACGAAUUUCAGGGUCUGUCACACCUCGAGGCACUGGAGAUUCUGUCUCGAGAGAGCGAGUCUAAGGUGAAGUCAGUGCUGACCACUCUCUCAGGAGAUAAGCGGGUUCAGCUCAGAGAGGAUCUGGAGCUCAUCAAGGAGUCUUUCUCCCUGGUAGAGUUUGAUGAUGAGGAGGUGGACGAGAAGAAAGAUGAAGACGGCUCAGAGUUUGAGAGGGAGUUAACAGAGUCCUUGGAGGGUCUCAGUGUCACUGCCACAGCAGAGAAACUCAGCAAGGCCUGUAGGAGCACCUGCAGCCAGAUCACCAACAUGACCAAACCAGAGCAGGAAGAAGAGGGGAGCGAGGAGGGUGUGAAGAAAACACUUUCUGUGGAGGAGGUCCACGCUGCAGCCAUCAGGAGUCUGGCAGAGUUGACGGCUCGCUCCAUCGAGCUGUUCCACAAACUGGCUGAGAUGAUCCUGUUCUCCAACAGCAGCACAGAGGCCAGCGCCCUGUCACAGUUAACUGUUGUCUUGUGUAAAGAAAUCUCACUGCUUUCCAAGAAGUUCACCUCCUGCUUAACAACGGCUGGGUCGAACGAAAAGGGAGAUGUCCUCAACCCGCUGAUAACAGGAGUCUUUUUAGAGGCAUCCAACAGUGCGUCUUACAUCCAGGAUGCUUUCCAGCUGCUGAGGCCCAUAGUGGAGAUCUCCCACAUCCAGAGGAGCGCUGAGUCCACAGAUGCAGUGAGACGCUGACGUCCUGUCUCUCCCCGCCCCC
Messenger RNA from Notothenia coriiceps (black rockcod), 1748 nucleotides. It is a transcript of the gene fam114a2, whose product is annotated as family with sequence similarity 114 member A2. The transcript has 14 exons. Lineage: Eukaryota; Metazoa; Chordata; Actinopteri; Perciformes; Nototheniidae. The coding region runs from base 242 to 1726 and encodes 494 amino acids. The record is from RefSeq and is a predicted model, not a curated record.